AUGCCGAGGCGCCAGACGUACACGGUCUGCAGCGGCUGCAGCAACUGGGUGUACGACUGGAAGCUGCAGCGUUCGGGAGGCUGGUGCAACAAGUGCAACGACUACCUCAGCGGGUGGAGCGAGCAGCCGUCGUCUGCGGGCCGCAGCCAGCGAGGGGCCGGCAAACCCCCGUGGGCAAAGCAGCCCGCCACGUCGCCCGCGGACGAGGUGCAACACAUUAUUAACAAGUUCCAGCUGGGGGAGGGCGCCUACGCCACAGCCAAGGCCACGGUCGACCUUGGCCCGCUGCAGGCGCUCCAGGCUCAGCUCACUGCCAAGGCGCCGACGCCCGCGGAGAUCCCGAAGGCUAAGGCGCUCAGGCAGGCGAUCAGCAACAUGGACCAGAAGAGGGUGGCGCUGGCGAAGGCGACGAGCCAACUCGUGGAGGCGGAGCGCUGGCUCGGCGUCGCCACGGAGAGGCACAACAAGGCGCUGGAGGAGGCAGCGGACGCGGAGGAGGAGCACGAGGCCAUCCUACGGGCGUACUCCAGCGAGGCCAUCCCCUCGCUGGACGAAGCUACGGCUACGGAGUGGAAGGCGCCCGAGGUGGACCCCACGCUCUUCGACAACCUGGACGACUACGAGCCUGAGGAUAAGAACAAGCUACUCAAGUUCAGGUCGGAUCUGUCGUCCCUCGCGCAGCUGCUGGAGAGCGCCCAGAAGCAGUACACGGAGUUCACGGAGCUUAAGAAGCAGGCGGACGCCAUCCAUGCUUCCCACAAGGCGAAGAAGCGGAAGCCGAACACAGGCGAAGAGACACCAGCAGCGGCACCUCCACCAGCAGCCGAUGGCGGCUCCAGUGCAACCGCUGGCGCUGCGGCGGUCAAGCAACCGUCAGAGGAAGAGGUGCAGCAGCGCAAGGACAGACUGGAGAGGAGCCUGCUCAAGCUGAAGGCGCUGCUGCUGCUGGUGGCCAGCGCCUUUAGCAAGGUGUUCUUCUCGAACAUCACGCAAUGGGGCCCCAAGGCCCACAAGUUCAUCAACGAGCAGGGCAACGACAUGGACAUCAUCAUGAUGUGCGAGACGCAUCUGGCGCAGGAUCAGAUGAAGCAGGUGAAGGUGGACGUGGCUAAGGACGGCUGGAAGUCGGCGGGCACAGCGGCGGUGCCCACGAAGCGCUCGGCGGACGGGACCUCGGGCGGUGAGCUUAUCCUGGUCAAGUCCCACAUCGCCUGCUCCACCUACGACACCAUCAGAGAAAGGCUGCAGAACG
Molecule: messenger RNA, 1252 nt
Organism: Prorocentrum cordatum
Lineage: Eukaryota; Dinophyceae; Prorocentrales; Prorocentraceae
Source: the annotation of a GenBank genome assembly